Molecule: messenger RNA, 8366 nt
Organism: Cinara cedri
Lineage: Eukaryota; Metazoa; Arthropoda; Insecta; Hemiptera; Aphididae
Source: the annotation of a GenBank genome assembly
AUGAGAUUACAAUCAGCUAAUAAAUGUUUCUUUGGACUUAGUAAAAUUUUUAGAUCAAGAGCAAUCUCUAAGAAUUUAAAAGUUAGAAUGUACUUAACUUUGCUAAGGCCAAUUGUCCUGUACGGAGCAGAAACAUGGCCUCUGAGAAAGACUGAAGAACGAAGAAUUGCAGUAUUUGAGAGAAAAGUACUCAGGAAAAUUUAUGGGGCAUACUUUGAUGUUCUCGCAAAUGAAUGGGGGAAAUUACACAAUGAAGAACUGCAAUCCCUUUUUCAACGACCGGAUAUACUGAAAGAGAUAAAAAAAAAAAGAAGGCUAGUUUGGGCUGGACACGCCUGGAGGAAACAUGACUCAUUAAUAAGAAGAGUAAUAGAGGAAAACCCAGUAGGGAGGAGACCACUUGGAAGACCGCGUCUAAGAUGGGAGGAUUGCGUUAGGAGCGACACUGAAACAGUAGAGCCGGAGUGUCGCUGGCAGGGAGUAGCAGAGGAUAGGGAUAGGUGGCAGUAUGUUUAUCUAGAGGUAUGGUCUUGAAUGGCCGAAACCAAGAAAGAAGAAGAAAAAGUUCGGUAAUUGUACAUUGCACAUUUUACCGAUGAUUAAAAUGAUUCACGUAACGUUUUUCCUUUUGUUCGCCGAUUGUAUUGUUUCUCAGUCGGAAAAUAUGUUUCGUGCUAUCUGGUUCUAUGAUUUUUUUUUUUCUCCACUUCUCGAUUACUGUAUUUCUGUUGCUCGAAUCCCCCAUAAGCACGUAGAUCACUACACUCCGGAAAUUAAUAAUUCAACGUCAGACAUGGUGACGAUGCUUGUUUAAGUAUCGGCAAUAGAAUGACGAAUAAAAUAUGAUAUUAUAAUUCCGCCAUUAAUAUGACGCGGAUAAUUGAAAAUAUCGUGUUUGGAUUUAUUUCGGUACCGUUAAGGUAAUAAAAUCCCGUGGAAUAAUCGCGACGCGUGGCGGUUAUCUUUUUCCGUGCGGAAAUUCCGCUGUAAUGAGUUCAAUAGUAUUUAAAAAAUAUUAAUUUCGCAAGUAUAACACCGGCCUAAAUUCGUUUUCAUCUCACGUGUGCAAAACGAAGACGGAAAUUUGUCGCGUCCAAUUCCCUUUAAGACAAACGUUGGGCAAAACCAAACAUUGAUUACCAAACAUUCUUGUUAAUAUCUUUAAUAGUAUUUGUUUAAUAUUUUACCGAUUUUCCCGUUUUUCCUAUGGUGUCCCCGUUUAUUUUCCCGAUUUUUUCCAUUUGUUGAGAAAAAUCACGGGAAAAUCAAAAAUUUACCUCUCUUCCUGUACCUUUCUGGUUCGUUAUUCUUUCAAAAAAGUGCUACACAUCGAAGUAAGAUUUCCGGUAGAAAAGUUGUCAACAGAAAAUAAAAUAAACGUCUUUGUAUAACUAUAAGCUUCUCCGCUCCACUUUACUAAAACUUGGUAAUACUACUGUUAUUAACGUUAAUUUUUCUCUUUUCGCAUGAAUUAACGUGUCUUGUCCAAUUUGUUUUAUUCAUUUUGUCACGUUUCCCCCCCCCCAAAUUUGCAAAUAUCAGAGUUCACAGUGAAUGUUUGAAAGUAGGCAAUAAUAAAUAAGUUAUAACGGUACAGACUACACGCUAAAUAUAAAUCGAAAUGUUAAUUGUCAUUUUAAGAAAGUGUGCAAAGGAAUAAAAUUAAAAAAAUUUCAAGUACAUGAUAUUUAAAUACUAAUUAUCGUCAAUGUAUUGUGAACACGUACUAAUGCCGACAUAUCUCUUUAUUUUAUCGUGCUUAAUAUUAUUGUAAAGUAUGUAACAGUUAACUAUAAUAAAAUAACAGACUAAUAACAUUUCAUAUUAGUCACAAUAUUUUUGUGACGGCCUUGAACCAAAAAAACUGAAUAAAUAUACCUUAUAUAAUUAAUAAACAUUACAUUUUAUAAUCGUAGCAUUUGGAAGUUUUUAAUAUAAUUAUUACAUUAUAUUAUAACAUCGUCACUGUUUUUGUAUUCGAAUGUUAAAAAAAAAAAAAAAAAUGUUAGACACUUGCUGGUAGCACAAAUAUAGAUAAUUAUUAAUUAUCCAUAUUCGUGUUUGGCAAUAAAUAAUUAUGUCCACACAUUUAAGUUUGUUAAUAGCCGUUGUGGUUUGAUGGCGGAAAGAUACGCUUGUACCUAUUUACUUCCAUCUAUGCUGUGGCAUUUUCAUUUUAAGGCGAGUGAUUUGAAUGAUUUGAUACUAGAUCGCAGCACAUGAAUUAUUCACUUUUAUUUCUUUACCACAAUAUAAAUGAAAAUGUUUAAGUACACAUUACUCAAGAGUUUUAAAUUCAGAGUUUUAGAAGUGUAACGCUUACACAACGAAAUAACGAAAAAUAACUUGGCUAAUAUUUUAUACGAUCAAACCGAUUUUAAAAAUAUCUUUUUAUAAAUACAUUCUAGAUAAUAAAUAAUAACCGCAUAAUUUAUGUAUCUUAACACGUUUAUGUCUAAUAACAGUCAAUUUUAAAUAAUCUCUCCUAUUAAAAUACAUUGUUUCUAUGCUCUAUGUAAAACGACUAAAUUGUAUACAGUUAUUUUUUCUAUGUGUAUUCCUUGAUUUAAUUUUUCAUAGUCUUUCGCGUUUUACAUUUUGACUGCGAUACGCCCGAUAAUGAGUUUUCAAAUAAAAACCGGUCGUUUAAUGCCACUUAUCGUAAUGCUCCAGGCGGCGCAUUCAUUCGUUUAAUUAUUUUUUUAUUUUUCUAUAUUAAUUGUUUAUUUAUAUAUUUAUUUACGCCAUUUCGAUAAUAUAACACUACUAAUUAACCACACCUGAUUAAUUCAAAUGUUUAAUGUUUAACGAUAUCUGCGGAAUAACAAAAAUGUUUAAAGAAAUCACACCGUGGGUCGGCCGUUUAUUUCGCUGAGGAGAUAAGUACGUAGAGUGUUGUAUUAAACAUUAUGGUACCGCUUUUUACACGGUUACGCGUAUUUUAGUGCGCAACUCCACGUUUUAUAAAUUGAGAUUAACAUCGUUUUUAAUCGAACAAAUUAACGACUCAAUGGACACCAUUAUUGUUAUUAUUUUUUUUUUCUUUUUAUAACAGUUCAGUUGAAAACAUUUCAACUUCGCUAUAGUCAAUUACGUUUAUCCAUGAUUAACUUGACUAUCAUUUCUUAUAAUUAUAUAUGCUAUAUAAUAGUAAAAUAAUUAAAUAGGCUUGAUAUAUUUGCUUUAAUAAUGUUUCUUUAAUAUUGUACCGAUUCUCCCACCGCGUCGUGUGUUUUCCAGGUUUCCCCGUGUUUUAUCACGGUUGUUCAUAUUUGCUGGGAAAACUCCUGAGAACAUCGAGAAACGACCUCUUUACGUGUUCGUAAAGCUUCUUUUCUCCACUCACGAUCCAAAAUAACCUUUAAUAACGUUGAUAAUAUGUCUGUGACAGUUAAAAUGUAUAGUGUAUAUAUAAACUACAGAGUUCAUAACACAAUCAUAAUUAUAAAAAUUAAUAAAAAUAUUAUGAUAAUUAUUAAAUAUUUCUUUGAACGUACCACUGAAAUUAUUUUGUCCCUUUUUUUUUUUUUUUUUUAAAUUCCGAACGUAGCGAGGGAGUUAUUAAUUUAACCAAGAUGUUUAUUUCUUUUUUCUUCUUGUCUGUGGACAAGUUUUAUUCAGGUAAACUUGCUCCGAUUUGUACGCGUAACAACUUUUCUGAAUGCUCAAGUUGUCUGGAUAGUGCUUUAAAGAAGUCAUUUUUUUUUUUUUGAUUUUUGACGCCAUUUUUUAAAUAAUAGUUAUUAAAUGGGUAAAAACGUAGGAAAACGUACAAUUUCACGAUUUCAUUAUUUUGAGUAAGUACCUAUUACGUUUUCUAGCACAAACAUGGCUUCAAUUGAAAAACGACUAGAGACUUUCGUCAGCAAUGAUUUAUAAUUUCUUACAGAUAUAUUUUUUUUUUUGAAUUUUUAAUUAUAACACAUACAAUCUGUAAAUACACUUUUUACAAUAAGCAUGUAUGAGGAAUUAUGAAAAAAAAAAAAUAAUAAUAAUAAUAAAAAUAAAAAAGACGAGAUCGACAUGAAGAAGUAAUCACCCAGCGGCAACACUUACUGGCUAUAGAGGGCUAUUAUAGGUCACGGUUCCAGUUACGCUUUAACCUUCUAGGUGGAUUACCUGGAAUGGAAUUGGAGUUUAGGGCACGGAUUAAUAGAUUAGAGUGGUUUGUGGCUUACAGAUACAAAUGAAAUAACCUUAUGUAUCCUACAAUCCCAACUUCUCACCUAUAACUGUAGCCGCUCCCAUCCCCAGUCUCAGCUCUUUUUUAGGUAUGGUCACCCUAAUGUAAUUAUAAAACAUUUUGUCGCAUAUUUGUUAGGGUGGUUUGGCGUCACUGGUUAAACUUAUGGCUGUAAAUAAACUAUUUUAUUCAAUAUCCUAAACGAAAUAUUUGACUUGAGUAAACAGGUAAACAAAAUUCCUAAGUACCUAAAAUAAAAAUGCGGAGUAUAUUCGACACAUUCUUAUCUGUUCCCAGCAACUUUAUCAACUUCUCAGAAAAUUAUAUAUUAAAAUAAAUAAAUAAAUUACCUGUGGAACAGAGGAAUCUGCACCAAAAAAAAAAAAAAAAAAAAAAAAAAAAGACAUAAUAAAUCGCCGAAUUCACUGACCACUAGAACGUUAAACUUUAUAUAGGUACGAAUAAUUACGUAAUGUUAUUGUAUAUUUUAUUAUCUAAAUCUACUGACAGCCUAAUAUAAGAUACUUGAUUUUUAUCUCUAAAAAAGGUCGCUAAUAUGUUACGUACGUGUUCCUUUAUUGUACAGAUUGCGAUAACUGUUACUGCGUGGUAUAAUUUGUAAAUUACCAGAUACAAUCUGUACUGUAAUAGAAUAUAACUGUUAACUCAUUAGAUAGAAUUGCAGCUGGUAGUUGUCGAUUAGUAUUCUACAUACCCAUACGUCUAUGGCGAUAACUUGCGAUAUUAUGUUUUUGGCGUCCUUUAGUUAUCAAUAGGGAUAUCAGAAUUCAGUAUAGUCAGAUACUAAAAAAUUAAAAUUUUUUUUUUGAAUUAAAAUCAUUUCAACGUUUCGUCAUUUAAACGUAUUCAUGUACAUAAAACUUACUUAAUUAGAUAUGUGGUGUUUAAAUUUAAAAAAAAAAAAAAAAUGUUAUCUAUAAUGUCCUUAAUAGCUACGUUAUUACAAAUUAUCGUUAAAUAAGUAAAUAAUUUGAUGUACAAGGUAUAUAAGAAAAUUAUAAACAAACACUUAUGUUAUAUACAUAUAUUACUAUACUGUAUAUUUAAAUAAGUAUAUUUUAAGUUAUUUGUGUAGUUGUGUGUAUGAUCCUCGAGACACAUUAUUUUAAUGCAUAUUAGAAUAUAGUAUAUGAUAUUAUAUGAGCGUCUAAAAUACCAAACUGCUAUUAACAUUUAGUAAAUGUGUUAGAUACAAUAUUUGAAUAUUUAAAAAAUAAUAUGGGUUCAAACAAAUCAAACAACAAUAGCCGUUUUACAAGCUAAAACUGUGAUUGUUUUAAUUGAGUUCAUAGUAUCGUAUAGAAUUUAAUGUAAGCAAGACGCAGGAAACAACAUUUGGGUACUUAAUAUCCCUAAAAAAAAGAUACCGAGUUUGUAAAUUGAAAUCAAAAAAGCAGGUGCUUUUGUUCAAAGUCACGGUGAAAAUAUUAGUAACGAGUGUUUUAUUAAAAAUAACAACAUUAAUAAAUAGGUAUUCAAAUUCGUUUAUUUUAACGUUGAUUACGAUUGGAGAAGAUUUUUUUCUAACUGCUUCAAGACAAAAACGCAACUCAGAAAACGUGCACAAUUUAGAAUUAUCAAUACUUUAAAAAGGUAUAACAUGAUAUAAUAAUAUGCCCCCCCCAGGAAUUGGUUACCAAGUAUCUGAGUUCGAAAUUUAUUAAUGCACUGACCGAUCAUUAUGUUAAAUAUUUCGCAAGGUUAUAAACUGGUGCGGAUUUAAAACGAAUUAAUGGACGAAUCGGAUUAUCUUGUUUAUGUAAUUUUAUGAACGGUUGUAAGUGUGGAGCUUCUAUUUUGUAAUCAGAUUUUAACGAUAUUUUCUUUUGGACUUUAGGCAUGAUUUCUUUCGAAUUUGUUAUCGGUUGUAAAUUAAAGUUAGGUUAUAUGCUAAGUUUUGAUAUUGUUAUUAUUUAUAAAAUCCAACAUUUUUUUUUUGAUGAAUUUCAUUGGUAUAAAUGAUAACAACGGCAUUAGAUUUAUCUACCGGAACUAUUUAUUUAUUAUUUGUUUUUAAUUUAAUAUGUUGUUAAUCAUUUUUUUUUUUUUUUUUGGUCGUUGAACUACACCAUUUUGUUUUAAUAUUUUAUUAGGCUUAUUUUUGUAUUUUUUUAUUGGUGCUGUUUAUUAAGUCAUAUCUUGUUUGAUUUUAGUUUUGAAAUCGCAUACAAUUUAUAACAGAUUCAUAUUGUAUUAAUUGUUUUUUAAUUGAUUGAAAGUUUAGUGUUUUAUAUGUAUUGAAUUAAUUACCUUUAUUUAAUAAAUUGUUUUCAGAUUUCAUGAAAAUUAUGGAAGUUAAAUUGGUAACUCGCGGUUGAAAAGAAUGUUAGAUUUUAAAUUGUAAUUUCUGUGUAUUUUGUGUUACUAAAAUAUUAAUUUUAUCAUUUACCCUACGUAAUUUCUCAUUUUUCUUAUGUAGUAAUUUUGUUUAGAUGUGAUUUUUAAAGUGUGAAAUCUGUAAGUAGUUUAAAUUUUGGCAUCAAAUCGUUUCUAAAUUAUUGAUCUUUUCUACUAUUACGUGUUUUUUGCUGAAUAAACAUUUUUCAGAGUUCAACCAUAUUGCUUCUGCUUCUUUCUUAACAUUGAUUCCAGCUUCAGAUGUACAUUUGAAAUGACCUCUUUAAUGUACCAAAUAAAUAAAGUUUUCUUUAUUCAAAAAAUGUGGUAUACUUGAAAUGGAAGCAAGAUUUCUGGUGGAAAUUGUAUACACAGUGUAUAAAGAAAACAAACAUCAUUGUUAAACCAACAAUUUUCAUUCGCUCAGAAUCUAAAAUUUGACGCAAUUAUUGUGACAAUUUUUUAAUUUUGUGUAUGGUUUUAUAAUAAUUAAUUAAAAGUGAUAGAUUAUAAUUACAACUAUUGUUUGAACAUUUUAAAUUCUAGUCGGCAAAUUUAAAGACUAUACAUGAUUUUUUUAAGAUCGUCGUUACUUUUUUAACACGACGACGCGAAAUAUAUGGAACACUUUUAAUAACCAAAAAAGUGUUUCCCGUGAACAGAAUAAUAACGAAUCUUAGUAGGAAAUACGGUUUCUUUGCUGCACUCAGAAUCUAAAAAUAAAAUUCUACUUCAAACGGUCGCUGUUUUAUUACUCUCUAACCGACACAACGAAAUUCGUUUUCCGUCGUUUUGCCUUGGACGUUCGACCAAACACAACAUUCCGAUACGUUUGGUCUUGUACAGUUUUCGCCUCAUUGUCACAAAUCGCCAAUCGCGCCACGUCGAAUGUCACGUUACACGCGUGUCCGCGACCGUAUCCGGGCGUACUUUCCGACGGGUGUGUCGUUGCACCGCAAUCGGUUUUGCGCUGCCGAGCGAAAUGUUCACGGGAGCCUACAGUACGCUGCGCAAUCGGAAAAACGAACGGCCGCGGGCAGUGUCCAAUCGUCGAAAUCCGCGGCGUUUUAUCUCGCGCGCGCGGCCCGCGUCGCCGUAUUGCGCGGCGUCACUGAGUGCGCACCCGAACUCGCGGUAUCGGACGUUUCAAACGAUAGCGAAUAAUAAUUUUUCAACCGAUCUCGGGACGUCCGUUACGUGGCCGCGCGCGGUGACAAAACCGCGCGCACCGAUCGCGGCGCGGCCGCGACCGUUCCCGUUCCGGCGUGCGUUUUCAUUGCGCGGCCCGCAACGCGAAUCGGAUACAAUUGCAAACGUUGUACUUGAAACAUGUACCCGAUACGAAAUACAACGCGAAACCGGUCGAACAGUCGAAUUAGCGGUUUUCGCGACAAUGCGAUACGGCGGGCUGCUUUGCGCGGCGUUCCGAAAGUGCAGGCCCGCGCAAUUCGUCGGUAACGAACGUGAGAAAUUCAAAUUCGUAACCGUAGAAAAAAAAAAACAAAUAAAUAAAAAAACAAUACGGUUAACGCGGCGGCCCGGUCGCGGCGGUCCGCCCGCCGUUUCGGUGGCCCGAUUCGACCGAACGCCUUUUUUACGGGGAAAAAACGUUCGUUGCGACCCGACCCCCGGACGCCCGCGCGGCCCGCGACGCGGACGGAUAUCCCGCAGCCGCCGUGUCGGCCGUGUUGCUCAGGACCGCGCCGAGCGUCGGGCGCGCUGCGCGACAACCGCGACCGCGUGUGGCGGUGUCGUGCGUGCGGGUGCGACGACCCCGUUCCCGCGGUUAUCUGCGAAACCGCCGCCGAGGAAUUUAGAGACGUGA